Molecule: messenger RNA, 1755 nt
Organism: Exophiala aquamarina CBS 119918
Lineage: Eukaryota; Fungi; Ascomycota; Eurotiomycetes; Chaetothyriales; Herpotrichiellaceae
Exons: 2
Coding region: 1-1755 (584 amino acids)
Biological process (GO): L-valine biosynthetic process
Cellular component (GO): acetolactate synthase complex; mitochondrion
Molecular function (GO): magnesium ion binding; acetolactate synthase activity; flavin adenine dinucleotide binding
Source: RefSeq, a predicted model, not a curated record
AUGGAGGCUAUGGCAAAGGGCAAGAAGGAGCUGGGCGACAAGUUCCCCAGAAUUAUCACCUGCCCCAACGAGAUGGUGGCCCUCUCGAUGGCAGAUGGCUUCGCCCGAUUGACCAACAAGCCACAGUGCGUCAUAGUCCACGUCGAUGUCGGAACUCAGGGCCUGGGGGCCGCUGUACAUAACGCCUCCUGCGGACGAGCACCAGUUCUCAUCUUUGCCGGCCUGUCUCCAUACACGAUCGAGGGGGAGUAUCGAGGGUCAAGAACAGAAUACAUCCAUUGGAUUCAAGAUGUGCCCGAUCAAAGACAGAUUGUUUCACAGUACUGCAGAUAUACUGGCGAGAUCAAGGGUGGGAGGAAUGUCAAACAGUUAGUCAAUCGAGCGCUUCAAUUUGCGACAAGUGAUCCGCAAGGUCCAGUCUAUCUCUACGGCGCAAGAGAGGCCAUGGAGGAAGAUAUCGAGCCAUACCAUUUGGAUCAGACGCAGUGGGAGAGGGUCAGCCCCGCAGCCCUUCCACAAGCAGCAGUCAAACUCGUCGCGGAGAAUCUAGUCGCAGCCAAGGAUCCUUUGCUAAUAGUAGGGUACACCGGCCGCAACUCAGAAGCUGUCUCUGCUGCUGUGGCUCUCGCGGAUAAGAUCCCGGCUCUCCGAGUCCUCGACACAGGUGGUUGCGAUAUGUGUUUCCCAGCAAACCACCCUGCAGCUUUGGGCCUCCGCUACGGUUCUGAUCCAGCCAUUACGACGGCUGACUUCAUUCUUGUUGUCGACUGCGACGUUCCUUGGAUUCCUACUCAGUGCAAACCUAGGGCCGAUGCGAAAAUUAUUCAUAUUGAUGUAGAUGUCUUGAAACAACAAAUGCCUGUUUUCUACAUUCCAGCUUUUGCUCGAUUCAAGGCUGACUCAACCACAUCCUUCUCACAGAUCAAUGACUUCCUUGCACAAAAUCCAGACCUUCCCGGGACACCCUCAGGCGAGGCACAUCAAGCUGCAGCAAAGAAACGGGAGGAUUCUUAUAAUGCACGCUGGGGUCCGGUUAAGGAACUUGCAAAGAUUCCAUCGGAUUCGCAGAACGCAUCAAUUGACCCACAUAUUCUUGGAGGUCAGAUAAGAGCCGCUGUACCGGAGGACGCGAUCUUCGCGGUCGAAGCGGUAACACUGAGCCUUUAUAUUGCUGAUCAGAUUGCCCCAGUAUUACCGAAGUCGUGGAUUAACUGUGGUGGAGGUGGUCUUGGAUGGUCUGGUGGCGGCGCCUUGGGCAUCAAGCUCGCAUCGGAUUUCGAGCACAGAGAUGUUGCUGCUGGUGACCUUGAAGGAACCAACAAGGGCAAGUUCGUUUGCCAAAUCGUCGGGGAUGGCACAUACCUCUUCUCUGUUCCCGGUUCAGUCUACUGGAUUGCACAGCGUUACAACAUCCCCGUCUUGACCAUCAUCCUGAACAACCAUGGCUGGAAUGCGCCUCGUCGAUCUAUGCUCCUGGUCCAUCCAGAUGGUGAAGGAAGCAAAGUUGACAACAAAGCACUCAAUAUCAGCUUCGACCCCACGCCGAAUUAUGCUGGCAUCGCGAAGGCUGCGACCGGUGAUAAGGCGUUCGCGGCACAGGUCAGCAGUGUUGCCGAACUGCUAGAACAAUUACCAAAGGCAGUCGAGGCUGUCAAGGGUGGUAGAUGUGGUAUUCUGGAAGUCAAGCUCGGCGCAGACCUGAAGAAACUGGCCGGCGAUGCGAAUGUUGAUGUAGUGGCUACAUCAAGUGGAUAG